This is a messenger RNA of Penicillium chermesinum, 501 nucleotides long. RefSeq names its product collagen triple helix repeat protein (gene cgnA). The record is from RefSeq and is a predicted model, not a curated record. The coding region runs from base 1 to 501 and encodes 166 amino acids. NCBI's taxonomy places the organism in Eukaryota, Fungi, Ascomycota, Eurotiomycetes, Eurotiales, Aspergillaceae. The transcript has a single exon.
AUGAGGGAGCUGGGAAGACUGGGAAGACUGGGAAGAUUUGGGAAGAUUGGGAAGAUUGGGAAGAUUGGUACUGGGAAGAUUGGGAAGACUGGGAAGACCGGGAAGACUGGGAAGACUGGGAAGACUGGGAAGAUUGGUAUUGGGAAGAUUGGGAAGAUUGGUAAGAUUGGUACUGGGAAGAUUGGGAAGACUGGGAAGACCGGGAAGACUGGGAAGACUGGGAAGACCGGGAAGACUGGGAAGACCGGGAAGACUGGGAAGAUUGGUAUUGGGAAGAUUGGGAAGAUUGGGAAGAUUGGUACUGGGAAGAUUGGGAAGACUGGGAAGACUGGGAAGACCGGGAAGACUGGGAAGAUUGGUAUUGGGAAGAUUGGGAAGAUUGGUAAGAUUGGUACUGGGAAGAAGGGGAAGACUGGGAAGACGGGGAAGAAGGGGAAGACUGGGAAGAUUGGAAAAUUUCGAGCUUUCAUCGACUUCACCUCUCAAGGGUGUCGUACAUAA